AUGGAGAGGUAUGGUGCCGGGGCACCUGCAAAAUGGCCUUUGGGGCACGAGAUGGAGUACGAGUGCCAGUUGGAUGACAUGGUACUUUGUAGCAAAGUGCGUGAUGCCUACGAGGUGGGCUUUCGUGGAAAGAAGCGGGACAAACCCACAGCAAUGGAGCAGCUCUUGGGGGGAACAGGUGACUCGAUGAGGAUUCGGAGAAUUGCCAAGGUUGAGCAGGUGAGCUGCGACAAUUGCGGCAGGAACUUGGCAGAUGCUGACAAGUCAGAAGGAGGGCGCUUCUUCUAUUACUGCCGGCGCUGCAAGCGAAGUGGCCACAGGUUCGAGCUAUGUAUCGCAUGCCAUGUGCUUGAAGUUCUUCAGGGUGAAGGCAAGUACAGCGGUACUGGUUUCCAUCCCCAUUACUUGAAGUGCCAGCAUAGCAUGCUGAUUCGCAGGCAAAGCCUGGAAAAUGCCUAUCCAAGCCAGAGGCCCAAAUUCAUAUUCAGUUAG
Molecule: messenger RNA, 492 nt
Organism: Symbiodinium pilosum
Lineage: Eukaryota; Dinophyceae; Suessiales; Symbiodiniaceae
Source: the annotation of a GenBank genome assembly